AUGUCUGACUGGGAUACGGUUACCAUCCUCCGUAAAAAACCACCAAAAGCUUCUGCAUUGAAAACGGAGCAAGCCGUCAAUGCCGCACGUCGUCAAGGUUUACCUGUGGAUACGCAACAGAAAUUUGGUGCUGGAACUAACAAACAACAUGUAACUACAAAAAAUACAGCUAAACUUGACAGAGAAACUGAAGAAUUGCGUCAUGAGAAAGUACCUCUUGAUUUGGGGAAACUUAUUAUGCAAGGACGGCAGGCUAAAGGAAUGAGUCAAAAAGAUUUAGCUACAAAGAUUUGUGAGAAACCACAGAUUGUAAACGAUUAUGAGGCGGGUCGUGGCAUUCCUAAUAACAUUGUACUUGGUAAAAUCGAAAGAGCAAUUGGUAUAAAACUCAGAGGAAAGGAACGUGGCCAACCACUACAGCCUCCUGGAGGAAAGAAAUAA
This is a messenger RNA of Chilo suppressalis (striped riceborer), 441 nucleotides long. NCBI's taxonomy places the organism in Eukaryota, Metazoa, Arthropoda, Insecta, Lepidoptera, Crambidae. The record is from the annotation of a GenBank genome assembly.